ACAUAACCUCAAUUGUGCUUGUGACAUCAAUAUUUUUGUACACAUAAGAGAAAAUUUUUCGCAGGCUGUUUUCAUCUCUAAUAGGAUUCCAACAAAAUGUCUCAAGAAGUUGAGGAGACUCUGAAGCGAAUUCAAUCGCAUAAAGGUGUUGUCGGGACAAUUGUUGUGAACAACGAAGGGAUCCCCGUAAAGAGUACACUGGACAACACGACAACGGUUCAGUACGCGGGGCUGAUGAGUCAACUGGCUGACAAGGCACGGAGUGUUGUACGUGAUCUGGAUCCCUCGAAUGACCUCACCUUCCUCCGGGUGCGGUCAAAGAAGCACGAAAUUAUGGUUGCCCCCGACAAGGAUUUUAUUCUUCUCGUCAUUCAGAAUCCAACUGAUUGAACAAUACAUUCUCUACCUAUUCUCUAAAUUAUAAAUUAAAAAUAAUUAAACACUCACCAUUAUUUCCGGAAGAUUAGCAGUCUUUUAGGCGAAGAUUUUUACUUCCUUCAGGUUUACUGAGAUUUCAAGGAAAGAAUUUAAAGAAAAAUUUAACUUACUACGUUUUAUUUAUUUAUUUUCACACACAAAUUUUGAGAUUUUAUGUUAUUAAAAAAAUCUCUGGGAGGACAUGCAAUAUUUAUAUUUUUUUUUAAAUGUAAAUUGAAGAGCGAAAAAUAAAAAAAAUGUCUCAUCCUAA
Molecule: messenger RNA, 688 nt
Organism: Lutzomyia longipalpis
Lineage: Eukaryota; Metazoa; Arthropoda; Insecta; Diptera; Psychodidae
Gene: robl
Product: dynein light chain roadblock-type 2
Exons: 3
Coding region: 97-390 (97 amino acids)
Biological process (GO): microtubule-based movement
Cellular component (GO): centrosome; cytoplasm; cytoplasmic dynein complex
Molecular function (GO): dynein intermediate chain binding
Source: RefSeq, a predicted model, not a curated record